AUGAUUUCGCUGUCGUCUCUAUACUUUCUGGUCUAUUUUCUGGCAUUUCUCUUUGUCGGAGUAGUGGCCUCAGUGUUUAUCAUCCCACUGCUGACCGUUUCGUUCAUAUUCGCAUCCUGCGUCGUGAUAUUUGGUUUCCUCAGUGAUAUCACCUUUAAAUUCGCCCAAUUGAUAUAUUUCAAGACUGACCAUCGCUUAAAAUCAACGCUCAACAAGAUGGGCCAGCAUACAAGAAAGAGCGAAACAGAUCUUAGGCCGCAAGUCAUGAAGAAUUAUGCCUCGGCAAGAAUACGUACAGGAUCCCAGCAAGGGACUGGUAGCACUUCUGGUACCGGUACUACCGUGUUAUCGAGCCCAUUUGAUGGCCGAACAGGCGUGCGGGUAACGUCAUGA
Messenger RNA from Torulaspora delbrueckii, 393 nucleotides. It is a transcript of the gene LDO16, whose product is annotated as Ldo16p. The transcript has a single exon. The record is from RefSeq and is a predicted model, not a curated record. Lineage: Eukaryota; Fungi; Ascomycota; Saccharomycetes; Saccharomycetales; Saccharomycetaceae. Bases 1 to 393 code for a protein of 130 amino acids.